Molecule: messenger RNA, 2602 nt
Organism: Meleagris gallopavo (turkey)
Lineage: Eukaryota; Metazoa; Chordata; Aves; Galliformes; Phasianidae
Gene: SIGLEC15
Product: sialic acid binding Ig like lectin 15
Biological process (GO): regulation of bone resorption; regulation of osteoclast development; regulation of actin cytoskeleton organization
Cellular component (GO): plasma membrane
Source: RefSeq, a predicted model, not a curated record
AGAAGAGGAAAACCACAGCUUCUUCCAUCUCUGGAAAAGCCUUUUGUGAUGACAAGAUCAGCAGUGCAGAUGUAGCAGAGACAGUUCUGGUUUGCUGAUACACCCCAGUGGAGAACCUCAACCAGCAUGAGAGAGUACAGUUUGUUUCUUCUGUUCGUCCUUUCCAUCUUCAAGAAGGGCGUGCAGUGCAAUAGCUGGUCCAUUCACGUCCCGUCUGACGUCACUGGUGAACUUGGAAAGAUGGUUAUUCUGCCUUGCACCUUCACACACCCUUACAAAACCUUUGACCGUACCCUCACUGCCAUUUGGAGGAUCAAGGAGCCAUACAAUGGCACUGUAGUGUUUAAGUGCACCAGCCAGAGUGCCAGUGAGCUCUGCAAGACCGCUGUCAGCUAUAAAAACAAAUACAAACUCUUCGGCAACCCCCGGCACAAAGACCUUUCCAUCAGGAUCGACAAUCUGACCUGGAGUGACAGUGAGAGGUACUUCUGCCGUGUGGAGUUCUCUGGGGACAUCCACGACAAGUAUGAAAGCAGGAAUGGGAUAAAGCUGCAUUUGAUUGCUUCCCCCAGGAUCAUUAAUAUCACGGUCAGUUCCAAUGGGGAUCACACCUUCAAAGCCCGCUGCACCGCCGAGGGUGAACCAGCACCUGCCCUGACAUGGACCAGUCCCCACUCCAGCAACCUCACCUCAGUCACUAACACGAACCACCGCGUCACCAAGGAGCUCCAGUACCUCACACACGAUGGCAAAUACACCUGCACGGCUGUCAACAGCCACGGGAGAGCGGAGGGGACAGUCUACUUCUAUAAAUUCAAGGCAUCCGACAGCUCCUUUUUCCUGAUCCUAAUUUUUGUGCCACUGGGAAUUAAGGUCCUUGUUUUGCUGGUGAUACUGGGCUUGACCCUGUUCCCCAGAGGUCCUUCCACUGCUCCAUCCAUCCUGGCCCGGCCACAGCCACAGGACUCCACCUACGAGAACUUUGACCGCAGAUGCGACGGCAGCCACAGCCUGCCAACAGAACAGCCUGCAGUAAGAUGCAGCUGAAGAUCUGGGCUGUCCCACCCGCACCCACUUGCAUGGUCUGAACCCCUGUCUGCUCUAUACAAAGCUGGAUCAUCUUAGGGUGCCUUUUGCCACUGAACAUAAGACUGUUGUUGACUGAUGAACGGGUCAAGCGAGCCUUGUAGGCGCAUGUUUUCUAUCUCUGUUGAGGCUUAAAAUUAACACAAGACUUUAAAGCAAAGACAGAUUGAAGAAAAAAAAAGAGAGAAAGAAAAUGAAGAGUGGUGGAGCUGGAAAAGCAGAAAAUCUAUGUGAGAUGCCAGUUCUAAUCAACCUGCAUGUUUCUAACCUGCGUCACAAAGUUCUCUAACAGACACAUUCAUGAGUUGUAGUUGGUCCCAUCUUGUGUUGCAGUUUUUCCUGGUGAAAAAUGGCUUCUCAAUAUGGGUAUUUUGGGAUAGAGUUCCACACUGUAUCUGUCUUAUAUUAAAGAAGUUACAGAAAGAGACAUUUUGAAGGGAACUGGAAAUCAAGGCACCCAUGUUGUCCUGUCCAUUAACCUCUUUCCCACAGGCAGGGAAGACAAACAAAGAAAACAACUUUCAUUUCAUUAAAAAAGAAAAAAUUACUUCUAAACAGUUUCCAUCUCCGUGUUACGUGAAAAGAUCCUGACCACCUCUUAGUGACUUCACACUAUUUAUUCAAAGAAAUUGACCGUUUCCAGACAUAUCCAGUGUGAAUGUACUCCAAAAAGACAACAGACUGAGCUUAUGGGACAGAACAGCACAAGUCAUGUUUGGUCUGGUAGACAAAGUUCCAGGAGAGGGCUGCAAAGAGCAGUAGACUGAAAUAUAGGAGGAAAAACCAAAAGAAAAAAAAGAAGGAGAGAAGAAGGAGUGACAUGAGCUUAGGUUUUUACCAUUAGAUUCAAUGCUUCCUGUGACCACCCCAGUGCAGCAGCUCCAAAGCUCUUCUAACAACUCCACUUCUGGUAAGGAGCAUCCCAAGCCGGGAGCACAAGCCUUCUGCUUCAACUGCCACCAAGCCUGUGGUCCUACUUGCAAAUAGGAGCAACCAACGUCAUGCUCCAUAACAACCUGCUAUGCAGGAAGUGUGCCCUGUUGUAUGUUACCUGCAUCUCACACAUUGCCUACUGCCAGCAAAUGUAUAUCACAACAGCUGCGGUCACUUAUAUGAGGAAAACUCAUGUAUUUAUAUGAGGAAACUCACGAGCAGGCACUGAAGAUACGACUUUUGUCUACUUCCCUCUGCACCACCUGCUUUAUCCUCAUUUGGAACAAAAGCUGGAUCGCAUGAUCUGGGUCAGCAGUGAGUGUUGAAAGAACAGAACCUGUGUAUGAACCUACAGCCAUCACAGGGCUCUGUGAACUCUUGCUAAAAUGGAGAAGCAUUAUUUCUGUCAUUAUAUAGAUAAGCUUUCUCAUGGGGUCUGGCCACUAAACCAGACAGCUGUGUCACAGGCGUGUUAAACUCAUGACAUCAAAGACAAGAAUCUCCAAGCCUCCAUCAACUAAGCACCUGCAUGGCAUUCCCCCAUCAUACUUUAAUCUCUGAGAACAAGCAUGUAUUACCAGGU